Molecule: messenger RNA, 1408 nt
Organism: Daucus carota subsp. sativus
Lineage: Eukaryota; Viridiplantae; Streptophyta; Magnoliopsida; Apiales; Apiaceae
Product: pectinesterase 1
Exons: 3
Coding region: 131-1273 (380 amino acids)
Biological process (GO): cell wall modification; pectin catabolic process
Molecular function (GO): pectinesterase activity
Source: RefSeq, a predicted model, not a curated record
GCUCUCCAUUUGAAAUAAUCUCUCCAGUUUUCACUUAUCUUUCUCAACAACACUAGACACACGUAAAUAACUCUACUCCAUGCAGUCCAAACACUAGUCAUAUGCUAAACCUCUGCACAAGAACAAACAAAUGUGUAAAAACAGGGCUAGCCGUGUCACAUUUGAUGCAGUUCUGGUCACCAUUCUUGUGCUACUGGUUCCGAAAGUUGUAAGUGAUGAUGCAGAUCCAAUCCCUUCAGAUAAAUCCCAAGUUUCAGCUUGGUUUGACAGAAAUGUUGCCCCGGCCAGUGGGCGUGAGGGGCUGGAUCCGGCCUUAGCCAGGGCGGAAUCAAAGCCGCCAAGAAUCAUCUCUGUCAGGCAAGACGGAAGUGGGGAUUUUGAGACAAUCAGUGGAGCUAUCAGGAGUGUUCCGAGAUGUAAUAAGUAUCGUGUUAUUAUUUUUAUUGGUGGAGGACAUUAUUUUGAGAAACUGAAAGUUGAUCAUUACCAAACGUUUGUGACGCUUUAUGGAGAUCCGAGUGAUGUUCCGGUUAUAUGGUAUAAUGGGAGUGCUAGGACUUAUGGAACUACUAAUAGUGGCACAUUGACGGUUGAAACUACAGCUGAUUAUUUCAUGGCUGUUAAUCUCAGAAUCGUCAACACGACGCCAAGGCCGGAUGGGCGACUCCUGGCUCAAGCAUUGGCAAUGAGAGUGAGUGGCAAUAAGGCAGCGUACUACAACGUGAAGAUGCACGGAUAUCAGGACACCUUAUGUGACGAUAAGGGGUACCAUUUUUUCAAGGAUUGUCACAUUGAAGGAACGGUGGAUUUUAUAUUUGGCAAUGCCAAAUCUUUGUAUUUGAGUACAGAACUACACGUAUUGGAGGGGGCGAUGCCAGGAGAUGUGAUAACUGCACACGCGAAUGAUGAUCCGAAUGCUGACCUGGGAUACUCGUUUGUGCAUUGUUCUGUGACAGGGAACACGAUGAAGACCUACUUGGGGAGGACUUGGAGGUCACAUCCUAAGGUGAUUUUUUCGUAUACUGAGAUGGGGGAUGUUGUUCAUCCUCGAGGCUGGUCAUCCCUAGGCAGACCACAGUAUGCUAAAACUGCAUACUUUGCGGAAUUUGAGAACAGAGGGCCUGGAGCCACGCCAGACCAGCGGCCCGGUUUUGUGAAGAGAUUAUCUGGUGCUGUUGCUAAACAAUUCAUAACCCUUGCGCAUAUUAAUGCAUCUACCUGGCUUCUUCCUCCACCUGUACUGGAAGGAAUUGUGGAUGAUACAUGUUCAUAAGAUUUGUACUCAACUAGUGUUAGUGUUGCAUUUGUAUCGAACUUUGUUUUUCUAUUUGCAAUACUCCAAAUGUACAAGUGCAACUAUUGAAAGAUUUUGGUUAGUCUGAUCAAGGUUUUCGACGUGCUACUAGUA